AUGGCGGAGCUGCUGGCGUCGCCUGGUCGGCAGCGCGACGGGCAUUUCAGCCUGCGCAGCCGGAUACAGGAGCUGUGGCAGCAGCGGGAGGACGAGGAGGAGAAGAAGCGCCGCGAGAAUGCGGGCGGCGGAGCUAAGGAUGCGGAAGGGAAAGCGGUGGCGGGAGAGAGCGGCGACACGGAGCAGGCGGCGCUGAACUGGGCGUUUGAGAAGCUGCCCGUGUCGCUCUUCCCUCCCGUGGCUUCCGGCCAAGUGAUCGAGGUGGCGUCGGACGCGAGCGUGGCGGACGCGAUUCACCUGCUGUCGCGGCACGGCAUUCUCUCCGCGCCCGUGCGCAACGUGGACGCGCCCGCCGACAGCAGCUGGAUCGACCGCUACCUGGGCCUGCUCGACUUCGCCGGCAUCGUGCUCUGGGUGCUCGGCCGGGUGAGUGCUGGGCGAAACGGACGGGUGGGGUGUUGGGGGAGGACGAUGGGAAGUGUUCGGGCGGGUGAUUUUUGA
Messenger RNA from Closterium sp. NIES-65, 501 nucleotides. Lineage: Eukaryota; Viridiplantae; Streptophyta; Zygnematophyceae; Desmidiales; Closteriaceae. The record is from the annotation of a GenBank genome assembly.